AUGAGGGCACAGGGACAUACUGCACCACCCAUUCUGCGUUACUACUGGAAAUCCUGGACUCCACCCAAGCUGCAGGUUUUCACCACCGCUGAAAUAUGUAAGAUUAUUGGAGCUGUGAUCUUCUCAUCAGAAGAGGAUAAUGGGGUGAAGAUUCUGCAGAGCUGGACAAAAAGAUUCAUCAACGAUUGUCAGGUGAUCAACCCUUCAACCAUCACCAACGAUGAAGACUGGAGGCCGGAUGUGGAGAAAUCCCCCAUAGUCAUAUUCUACUCUUCUUCAUCCAUGAGCUCCAUAGAGAAGAUGAAAUCUCACAUGGAAAACAUUGUCUCCAGGAAAGGACACCAGGCAGUGAUUGUGGUGAUCAGGGACAUCCAGGACUCGGAGGAGAAGGUCAGAUCUGAGUUGGGGAUCAGCCGGUAUUCUGAGUGUGAACUGCACGUGUUUACAAAGACAGAAUGGCUUCUACAAGACCCUCGACAACAGGUGAUGGCGAAGAAGAUAACGACGAUCAGAGACUGUUUACCUGGAGGUUUUCAGAAGAUGAAUCUGAGUAAGGAACCCAAUAAUCUCAACACCUCUCAAAAUAGCAAAAAUGGUGCCACCUUCUUCAUCCAAGAGACCUCCCAGGAGAAGAGCCACUGGCUGGAGCCGGUGCUGAGGACCAAUGACAAGGUGGAUUUUACUGUUACUGAAAUCUCAAAGAUUAAGAAGCUGUCAUCCAGGGCGAAGGAGAUCGGCCCCAUCAGCUGCAUCCUGCACUUCAACAAGGAGACCUUCCAUAAGGUGACUAAGAAGGAGAACUCCGGAGAAACAGCGAUUGACCGCAAGAUUCUGCAGCAUCUGGGUAAAAAAGUGCAGAGAGUGGUUGUGGUGGUUGAUGAUGUGGAUGAUGAUGGAUCAGAGGACGGUCUCCGAGCGCUGUAUAAUAAGACUCAGCUCAGCCGAUCGGCGCAUCUGGUCGUGUUCAGACGGGAGGAGAAGCAGGAGGAAUUUCUGGCAUAUUUCUCAUCUAACAACGAUGCAGAGGUGGCGGCCCAGGAGAAAUGGAGUAAACUCCAGAAAUCCAUCGAGACAAGAGUGAAGGUGCCACCCGAAACUGAAGAGACGGAAGGUAUUACGAACUUCACGACUGUUGGGAUCUUCUCUCGAUCUUCAAACAUUGAUUACUCCUGGAUGGAUAAGAUGCUUAGGUCUCCAGAUCUACAUCUAUCCGUCUCCGAUGUCAGAUCCUUUUGUAUUUCUAACAACCAAACUCAACAGAUUUUUGAAGAACUAAAUCUCUGCACCUUUGGUAUUUUGUAUCACACCAAGAACAGAGGCAGAGUAAACGUCACCGACGUGAUGGACUCUCUGUACGACGAAGAGCUGAAGGACAUGAGCCGUCUUCUUGGGAGGAAUAAUGUGAUUGUGGUGAUCGAUGAUCUGAUGGACAACAGCUUAGAGGAAAAGAACCGGAUUCUAAAAUCUCAGCCCAGCAUCAAGAAAUAUGCCUACAAUCUGCUGCUUGUCACCGAGAAGGAGAAGAAAGACGAGCCACGUCUCCUGGAGCGACUGAGGGAGGCGCUGAUGUUCAAGGGUGAAGAGAAGGAUGGGAAGAGCACAUCGCAGCCGGGGGACAAGCAGCCAUCAUCAGGUGAAGACGAGAAGAGCACAUCGCAGCCGGGGGACAAGCAGCCAUCAUCAGGUGUAGAAGAGAAGAGCACAUCGCAGCCAAUAGCUCCUGCAAGGAAAAAAAAAGCAGAGCCAGGGGAUGACCAGAUGAAAAAAAUAGUGGAGCCGCUGGCAGAAAACAAACAACCUGAAGAAAGCAAGAAUAAUACAAAUGAAAAUGUGAGCAAAUCAGAAGGGAAGGUCAGUAACCGGGACUCUGAGAAGAAGGCGAAAAGCAAAAGGCACUCUAAGAAGGAGCCAGAGAGUAUACGGGAUCCUCAGAAGGAGCUGACAAGCGACAGGGACUCUAAGAAGGAGCCCGAGAGUAAACAGGACUCUGAGAAUGAUCAACAUGACUACUACAGCUCCCAGCUAUAACAUAAUUACUGUUGUCAAAAGGGUGAAUCCACCAGCAUAAAUGAAUCAUUAUAUUCUGAGGGACUAUGCCACUA
Messenger RNA from Bufo bufo (common toad), 2102 nucleotides. RefSeq lists its product as uncharacterized. The record is from RefSeq and is a predicted model, not a curated record. Bases 1 to 2028 code for a protein of 675 amino acids. NCBI's taxonomy places the organism in Eukaryota, Metazoa, Chordata, Amphibia, Anura, Bufonidae. The transcript has 11 exons.